Colius striatus (speckled mousebird) is the source of this 3648-nucleotide messenger RNA. RefSeq names its product cyclic nucleotide gated channel subunit beta 1 (gene CNGB1). Gene Ontology annotation, cellular component: plasma membrane; intracellular cyclic nucleotide activated cation channel complex; photoreceptor outer segment. Lineage: Eukaryota; Metazoa; Chordata; Aves; Coliiformes; Coliidae. Gene Ontology annotation, molecular function: intracellularly cGMP-activated cation channel activity; protein-containing complex binding; intracellularly cAMP-activated cation channel activity. The transcript has 31 exons. Gene Ontology annotation, biological process: retina homeostasis; monoatomic cation transmembrane transport. The record is from RefSeq and is a predicted model, not a curated record. The coding region runs from base 1 to 3648 and encodes 1215 amino acids.
AUGGAGAGGGUGAUUCCCCAGCCCCCAGUGCCUCAGCCCAUGGAGAAGACCCCCUUGGUGGGAGACCCAGAGCCAGCUAAGGUACCAGAGGGAGAGGUGGGUGGCCCCAGGGAUGCUGCUGGUGGCACAGGCACCGAGGAAAUGGAAAAGAAAGUGACAUUUGCAGUCCCUGAGGAGCAGGGCUCUGUGUUUGAGAGUGUGGGGAGCAGUGUGCUCUCCUGGCUCUCCCAGGGGCUGGAGAAGGUGAUGCCCCAGCCAGUCCCAACCCCAGGAAGGCUGCAGGCACUUGGGAAGAGCUUUGAGACCAGCAUCGACCUUCCUGAUCAGACAGAGGUCCAGAUCCUCAAGGAGGAGGAAGAGGAUGCUCUGGAGAUAACCCCGUUCGAUGGCGAGGAGGACGAGGCGGCCGAGGCGGAGCCCGCCCGCGAUCCCGGCCCGGAGCGGCGGUGCGUGCGAGGGGCUGCCGGGGGAGGGGGCUGCGGGACGGCCCGAGGGGACACGGCGAGGACCCCGCUGUGUCCCCGCAGGGCCGGGCUGCGGCUGCUGCACUGGCUGGCUCAGGGCUUGGAGAGGAUGCUGCCGCAGCCCGACGCGCUCCCACGGCCGCAGAGCUCAGAACUGGAAUGGGCCAUUAAUGGAACUUUAAUGAGCCUUGUCCAGAACUUCAAUGUCAAUGACACUGGGCUGAAACCAUGGAUGUUUGCCUGGUUUGUCCAGGGGCUGGAGAAGGUGAUGCCACAGCCAGUGCCCAGGGAGAAGCAGGACACACAGGGAGUGGCCACUGCAGCCUUGAGUCCUGUGGAAGAAAUUCACAUUGUCCCUGGGGAACCUGAGGAGACUGACCUCAUCCUGGAGGAGAUGGAUGGUGACUGGAGUAACGAAGCCACGUGUGAGCUGACAGCCUGGGCUCAGGAGGCUGAGCUGGUGGCAGGUGCUCAUCCCCUUCCCCCCAUCCAGGAGGAACCUCAGGAAGAAGGAAACAGGCUGUGCUUGUGCUCCGUGAGCGCUGCCGAGGAGGAGGGGGAAGAGGAAGAGGAGGAGGAGGAAGGGGAGGAAGAAGAGGAGGAGGAGGAGAAGGAGGAGAGUGCAGGAGCCCUGCUCCAGUCUCCCUGCCUCACUGCUGACGAGGGUGUGGAUGAAAUCUACUUUGCAGAGGAGGCCCUCAAGUUUGAGCAGCUAGAAGCAGCUGAGAGAAGUGAUCUCCAAGGUGCUUUUGUACAGGUGGAAGAGGAGCCAGGUGAAGCUGUUGAACCCAGUGCUGAAGGUAUAAUGCAUGGCAGCCUUCUGUCAAACCAGGAUGAGCUGAAGCAGAGCUACCGAGGCAGUGCUGCCCCCUGCCUCCCCAGCCUUGGCAGCAGCAGCCAGCCAAAAGCUGGCAUCAGCAACCCCAAUUUUUGCCACGAGGAGCAAUCCCCCUUAGGUCAUUACCCCAGUGUGGACAUCAAGGAUGUGGAUGGCAGAGGUGAUGCUGUGGAGGACAAUGGUACCCACCUCCCAGUGCCCAGCACCGGUGCUCCCAACAUGCUGGUGGUGCCCAGUGUGGCACCAGCAUCCCCCAGGAGAAAGCUGCUGGCCCCAGCAGAUGGUCUGGACAUGGGACCAAUGAACCAGUCACCGACCCAAGACCUGCCCCAGUGCAUCAGCUCAGCCACGAGCCUGAGCAUCAACCACAGGCUCCAGGAGCUGGUGAAGCUCUUCAGGGAGAGGACUGAGAAGGUGAAGGAGAAGCUGACUGACCCUGAUGCCACCUCAGAAGAGGAGAGCCCUGUGACAUCCCCUGCCAAGGCAGCACCUGCAGCAGCCCCAGUGGCCACCCCAGGAGGGGAGCUGGAGAGGGAUGAGCCCAAGGGAGAUGAGCACUACUGUGAGAUGCUGUGCUGCACUUUCAAGUGCCAGCCCUGGCUGCAUCACCUGAAAAACUACCAGUUCCCCAGCAGCAUCGACCCACUCACCAAUCUGAUGUAUGUGCUGUGGCUCUUCUUCGUUGUCAUGGCCUGGAACUGGAACUGCUGGCUCAUCCCUGUCCGCUGGGCUUUCCCCUACCAGACACCAGCAAACAUCCACUGCUGGCUCCUUGUGGAUUACCUCUGUGACCUCAUCUAUCUGCUGGACAUCCUUGUCUUUCAAACACGGCUGCAGUUUGUCCAAGGAGGAGAUAUAAUAACUGAUAAAAAGGCCAUGAAAGAGAACUACCUGCGGUCACAACGCUUCAAGAUGGACAUGAUGUGCCUCCUACCCCUGGAUUUCUUCUACUUCAAAGUCGGUGUCAACCCACUCCUGCGUUUUCCUCGCUGCCUGAAGUACAUGGCCUUCUUUGAGUUCAACAACCGGCUGGAGGCUAUCCUGAGCAAGGCAUACAUCUACAGGGUGAUUCGAACCACUGCCUAUUUACUGUACAGCCUGCACCUCAACUCCUGCCUCUAUUACUGGGCUUCUGCCUACGAAGGGCUGGGCUCAACCACCUGGGUCUAUGAUGGGGAAGGCAACAGCUACAUUCGCUGCUACUACUGGGCAGUCAAAACCCUCAUCACCAUCGGGGGCCUCCCAGACCCCAAGACCCUCUUUGAGAUCGUUUUCCAGCUGCUGAACUACUUCACUGGUGUCUUUGCUUUCUCUGUCAUGAUAGGACAGAUGAGAGACGUGGUGGGUGCUGCUACAGCAGGACAAACUUACUACAGGAGCUGCAUGGACAGUACCAUCAAAUACAUGAACUUCUACAACAUCCCCAAAGCAGUUCAGAACCGGGUGAAGACGUGGUAUGAAUACACGUGGCACUCCCAAGGGAUGCUAGAUGAGUUGGAGCUGCUGGUGCAGCUUCCAGACAAGAUGAGGCUGGACAUCGCCAUCGACGUGAACUACAACAUCGUGAGCAAAGUGGCCCUGUUCCAGGGCUGUGACAGGCAGAUGAUCUUUGACAUGCUGAAGAGACUCAGAUCAGUGGUCUACCUGCCUAACGACUACGUGUGUAAAAAGGGUGAAAUUGGGCGUGAGAUGUACAUUAUCCAGGCAGGACAAGUGCAGGUGCUGGGGGGACCUGAUGGCAAGACUGUGCUGGUGACUCUGAAAGCUGGAUCUGUGUUUGGGGAAAUCAGCUUGCUGGCAGCAGGAGGAGGGAACCGCCGCACGGCCAACGUCAUCGCUCAUGGCUUUGCCAACCUCUUCAUCUUGGACAAGAAGGACCUGAAUGAGAUCUUGGUGCAUUACCCAGAGUCUCAGAAGCUGCUUCGUAGGAAGGCCAAGAAAAUGCUGAAAGACAAUAAACCCAAAGAUGAGAAAGGAGCCCCUGGAGAGCCCCUGAUCAUCCCCCCAAGAGCUGACACCCCAAAGCUCUUCCAGGCUGCCCUGGCUGCUGCAGGGAGGGUCAGGGGCAAAGGGCCACUGGCACAGCUCCGGUGGAGGCUGAAGGAGGUGAAGUCCAUGCAGAUGAUGCAGAGUGGCAGCUUCAGCCCAAGCCCACCCAAAUCCCCAGUGCACCAGAGAUCUCCUGUCACCUCCCCCAAGGCACCUGCACCCCUGGGAGAAGAAAUCAUCUCCAAGUCCUCCGACAGCUCCGUCACCAUCCGGGUGGUUCCUGCAGAGCAGGAAGAUGAAGAAAUCCUUGCUGCUGAGAUUCUGGGCAAAGAAGAAGAAGAACAGGGAGAGAAAUGA